CAAAGGCGGAGCAGCGGCAGCCCAGGGCCGCCCCCGGCAGCGGGGCCCGGCGGGCAGUGCGGGGCUGGGGCUGGGGCGCUCGCACAAGAUGGCGGUGGGGCGGCGGGAGAGUGCGCUCCCCUCGUAGAUGCGGCCGCGGCGGCCCCUGCUCCCGGCGCCCGGCAGGGCUUACAUGGCGCUGGAGGACCUGCUGCUUUGUCUCUGCUUCUCCGCCCUCGCCGUCCUGGCUGUGCAAGGGAGGCUGUCGGAAGGGGGUUCUCUGGAGCUGAGCUGUAGUGCUGGUCCUGCAAAGGUGAUACUGGAGCCAAACCAGGUGGUGAUUUUGGACUGUAACCUGACCCCUGUUGAGCAAGUGAUCAAUAUCACAUGGAAGAAGAAUGGGUUUCCAUUAGUGGAGCAGGAACAUCUCCACGUGCUUCCAAAUGGAUCGCUCUUCAUCUCAUCCCAGGCUGUGGCAAAGGACAGUAAAUAUCCUGAGAGGGUUGUUGCUGAGGGUAAUUACUCCUGUGUGUCUCACAGCUCCCUAGGGACUGUCACCAGUCAAACAGCUGCAGUCAGAUUUUCAACAUUAUCACGCUUUUUGCAGCAGCCGGAGUCGCAGACAGUGGAAGAAAAUGGCAUGGCCCGGUUUGAGUGCCGGAUCGAGGGGCUGCCCUCCCCUGUCAUCACCUGGGAGAAGGACCAUGAAGCUGUCCCAGCAGAAUCCAGAGACAAGAUGAGCUCUUGCUGGGAACUGGAGGUCUUUGGACGUCUUCACAGCAAAUCCAUAACCUACAGACCACGUGCUCUGCGGUCAUUUUUCCACAUUUUGGCUAAGUUUAUAACUCUUCCCAAUGGUGUCCUCCAAAUCGUGGAUGUGCAGGAGAGCGAUGCUGGGAUUUACCACUGCGUGGCAACCAACACCGCCCGAAAGCGCUACAGCAGUGAUGCCACCCUCAGCGUGGUGAAAGGUUCCCAGCCAGCAGGAGGAGAUGUCACCAUUGUCGCCGCUCCAGAGAACACCACGGUGGUGGCCGGGGAGAGCGUGGUGAUGGAGUGUAUGGCAGCUGCUGAUCCCACCCCGUUUGUCUCCUGGAUACGACAAGAUGGAAAGUCCAUUUCCACAGAUGUGAUUGUGCUGGGCCGGACAAAUCUCCUCAUUCCUUCCAGCCAGCCCCAUCACUCCGGGGUGUACGUCUGCCGAGCCAACAAACCCCAAACCAGGCAGUUUGUUACCGCCGCAGCUGAGCUCCGUGUCCUCGCUACUCCCAGCAUCUCCCAAGCUCCUGAAACCAUCUCCCGCACCCGAGCCAGCACGGCCAGGUUUGUGUGCAAGGCAGAGGGAGAGCCAGCCCCCACCAUCCACUGGCUGAAGAAUGGGGAGCCCAUCCUCUCCAACGGGCGCGUGAAGGUGCAGAGCAGCGGCAGCCUUGUCAUCAACCAGAUUGGCCUGGAGGAUGCUGGCUACUACCAGUGCAUGGCUGAGAACAGCCUGGGCAUGGCCUGUGCCACUGCCAAACUCUCGGUGAUCGUGCGGGAGGGUUUGCCCAGUGCUCCCAAGAAGGUGUCGGCUGUGUCCCUCUCCAGCACCACCGUUCUCGUGUCCUGGGAGCGACCGGAGUACAACAGCGAGCAGAUCAUUGGCUUCUCCUUGCACUACCAGCGGGCUGUGGGAACAGAUAAUGUGGAAUACCAGUUUGCUGUCAAUAACGACACCACUGAGCUGCAAGUCAAGGACCUGGAACCCAACACCAACUAUGUCUUCUACGUGGUUGCAUAUUCCCAUCUUGGAGCCAGCCGGACAUCCUCUUCUAUCGUUGUCCAGACCCUGGAGGACGUUCCUAGUGCAGCCCCUCAGCUGUCCCUGUCGAGCAUGACUCCUGGUGACAUCCGUGUGAUGUGGCUGCCUCCUCCUCCCGAGCUGAGUAAUGGCAAGAUAACCAAGUACAAGAUCGACUACUGCACCCUCAAGGAAGCAGAUCAGGUCACCUCCAUUGAAGUGGGUGGAAAUGAGACCCAGAUCACCCUCUACUCGCUCCAUCCCAACAAAGUGUACAAAGUUCGGAUUGCAGCCAGCACCAGUGUGGGAUAUGGGGCCCCUUCUGAGUGGACCCAGCAUCGGACUCCUGACAGAGACAACCAGACACAUGUCCCAUUUGCCCCAACAGAAUUAAAAGUCCGAGCGAAGAUGGAGUCUCUCUUGAUAACGUGGCAGCCUCCAGCCAACCAUGCCCAGAUAUCUGGAUACAAGCUCUACUACAGAGAGGUGGGCCCGGAGGAGUCCAGUGAUGAGAGCCUUUUGGAUGGUGCUGAAGAUGAGAGCUGGGAUGUAGGACCCAUAAAACUAAAGAAGAAAGUGAAGCAGUAUGAGCUGACUCGACUAGCUCCUGGGAAACUGUAUGAGGUGAAGCUGGUGGCAUUCAAUAAGCAUGAAGAUGGCUACGCGGCUGUUUGGAAGGGCAAAACAGAAAAGGCACCUGUGACAGCAGUAGAUCCCCCUGUGCAGAAGGGGCCUCCGCUGCCUCCAGUCCAAGUCUAUGCAGAGUCCAACAGCUCAACCUCCAUAUGGCUCCGCUGGAAGAAACCUGACUUCACAACAGUCAAAAUAGUCAACUACACUGUGCGCUUCAGCCCCUGGGGCCUGAAAAACGCCUCUCUUGUGACGUACUACACCAGCUCAGAUGAAGACAUUCUCAUUAGUGGGCUGAAGCCCUACACCAGGUAUGAGUUUGCUGUGCAGUCCAAUGGUGUUGGCAUUGAUGGGCCCUUCGGCAGCGUGGUGGAACGCUUCACCCUGCCUGACCGCCCCUCCACUCCUCCGUCUGACCUGCGGCUGCACCCUCUCAACCCCUACGCUGUUCAGGUGCACUGGUGCCCACCUGUGGAGCCCAAUGGCAUCAUUGUGGAGUAUCUCAUCCUGUACAAUGCCAACAAUACGCAGCCAGAUGACAUGUGGACCUUGCUGACACGAGAAGGAAACAUCUUCAGCACUGAAGUGCAUGGCCUGGAAAGUGAUACCAGGUACUUCUUCAAGAUGGGAGCAAAGACAGUGGUGGGAUCCGGUCCCUAUUCCAACGUUAAGGAUGUGCACACCCUCCGGGAGAAGCUGUCUGAUGUCCUGGAUAUCCACUCUGUGACGGGGAUCAUUGUGGGAGUGUGCCUGGGGCUGCUCUGCAUUCUCUUCUGCAUGUGCGCCAGCUUCCGCAACAGCAAGCACAGGGAGGCCCUACCAGGCGUGGAUUCCCAGGCUGCUGGCAACCACACAUACUACCACCGGAGCAGGCAAGGGGUGGCCUCUCCCAGUGCCACCUUGGACUCACAUGAGCUCGAGUCCCUCAUGUCCCCGCUCCCGGAGGAUGCGCCCUUGCCCCUGGGGGACAUCACAGAGCUGACAGAAGUGCACAGCCUCAUCCACAAGAGCCUCCCUGAGGACAUCGUUCAUGGGAAGAGGAAGUCUUCAUGGAAUAAAUCAGCCAACCAGGCCUGGACCAACAGCAUCACCAGAUACGGGGACACCAUCACCAAAGAGCCUCUCUCUGCUGUCAAUGGGUCACUGAGGCUCCCUUCCAGCGCAGGGCAGAAGCUUCUCUUACAAGCCCUGGUUUAUGAUGCUGUGAUGAAUGAGGCAAAGAAAAGCCACCUGCCAGCCAGCCUCCACCAAGUAGAGGCAGACGUCAUUGUCCAUUCUGAUUUUUCAGCCUCUGACAGAGACUAUGACUCCAAGCUGCACACCCUGGAGAGUGAAGAGACAGAAAUCGAGGACCAGGAGCCUGAAGAGCUCCCCUUGGGAGAGCUGGCUCUUCCCAUCUUUCCCAGUUCCCAGCAGGACACUGGCCAAGUGUUGGUAGACUGCAUGGACAAUUUGGAGACUCAGGCCCAGGCUGAGCUGCUCUGUACCGACACAAAGACUGACAAACCAGGGGCUGUUUGCACCCAUGGGCUCACCAAUGGCUUCCACAGGCAUGGGGAAAGUCUGGAUUCAGUGGAGAGUGGAGGUUCGGACUCCAUCCAGGAAGGCAGGGGUGAUAUGCAGCCAGGCAAGUGCCAGUUGCUAUCCACGGCGCCUGAGGAGGCCCUGCUUUGUAGUAACUCUGGUUUAACCAGUCCGUCCUCAGCAUCUGAGAACAUGGUACAUGUCCACAAUCACAAAGAGUGAACUGAUCUGAUUUUAAUCACAGCAGAGCUGAAGCACAAGGAGGGCCUGUCCCUGUGAGGUGCUGCCUGCCCUCGGCUUGCUGACCCCAGCAGGAGCUGGGCAGGUGCAGCAUCUCAUCAGAGGACGGCUUGGACCUGUCAGCUCUACAGAGGCCUUCAGGAAGCCAGGUGGGUUGGUAAGGGCCUGUCUUCUUCCCGCUAAAGCUGAUGAGGAACUAACUGGGUGUUGGUGGGAGCAGGACUGAGCCGUCUGCCAAAGUCUGGUGUGGAACCACAAUGGAACAGAGCCUUCUGCGCUAGGCUGGGGCUAUCACUUCACCAGAGCCCUCGAGGUGACUGGCAAGAUGUCGUUUAAUGCUGGGAAGUGGCGAAGUGCACCGAGCGAUCCUUCUCAACUGCCUCUUCCUCGGAGAGUGCCCAGGCAUUGCCGACUGCCUGGCAGCAUCGGGAUGGAUUCUGACACAAGAGUCCCGGGAGGGGGCGGAAGCCCUGGAAACAAAGGCAGUGAGCUGUAAGCACCAGCCUUUUCUGCCCUCCCGUGGUUAGAAGGAUUACCAGGCUCUCUGUGUGCACUACCGCAGUAACUACUACUAGCAGGCUGAUGUAGUGGCCUUUUAUUACACACUCUACGAGUGCCUCUAGCAACUUGUACUAUAUAGAACCUUCUGCAGCGUCUGGGUUGUUUUACCAACCUGGGCUUUGUUUUAUGUCGGUUCUUGUACCUAAUAUUUUAGGUACACAUCUGUCCUUUUAAUGUACAACAUGUAUUUUUAUUUCCUUGGAACAUCUUUAUAUUAUUUAAUUUUAUAGAGUGAAAUAGUGUGUGGUAUAGAGUAGCAUUUUUACUACGUCUCUCUUUCCUUAUUUUUUCCUCCCUAACAACACAACUACCUCAUGUCUGUUGGAGAAAAAAAAAAAAAAAGCAGCAGAUCUACUCAUUUGUUAUAGUCCAUUAUAGGUUUUAACUUAUUCUUAUACUGCCUUUUUCUAAAGAAUAUGUUUGCACUGGUUGUUGACUCUUCUUUAACACAUAGUGCUACAGAUCUGAUGUCUCUCUUGCUUUGUUUCUUUGACACCUUCCCUACAGCCAGAGAGUUAGGUUGUGUCUCUCUGUAGGACUGUUUUGCAGCAGCUGCCAAAGGAGACUGCUUUAGCUGGCAGGAUGUCGAUCCAUCUUUCCUCAACAAGCUUAUACUAACAAAGAGAAAGAAGAACCAGCAAUUGCAAAAGUAACUUGUGAUAUUGGGGCCAUGUAUUUCUUUUCUCUUUUUUUGGGUGCCCAUGUGGAGACAUCUCAGAUGGUUUUGAUUUACAGAGAGCAGCUCAGCCUUCUGUAAGCAGUGGACUUGCUGAAAGCUUUGGAUGAGCAAGUGAAGUUUUCCAGUCACUUCUGAUAGACCUGGCUGAAGUGCUUUUGGGUGGAUUUUUUUCUGAAGAGCAGAGCACCACAAGAGCUUUAAAAUGAAAAUUCAAUCUUUGGUCUCAUACUAGUCAGUCUGGCUUGAAAACCAUCCAGUGACUCUUCCUGCUGAUGCUGUUUGCUUACUGCUGACAUGUCUCUCAGCCUGGCCCUGCUAGGGGUAGACUUUUCUCUACUCUUUUUUAACCUUUGUCAUGCUCCAGGCUUGCAGGGUUUGACUGCAAGUGCUACAGAUUGGACCAGCUGCUCAGAGGUAACAAGGAUCAGUAAUUCUGUUCAUGGGUGUUUGGUAAAUGUUCUGCCUUCUUGGAGGAUUCAGACAUCUGACCAUUUGUUUAAAAAGCGAAGAAAAAGAUGCCCACCUUCCUCCUUUCUUACUAAAAUUCUCCCCAGGGUAUAUAGGGAAACUGUGUGCCAACUUGAGAUUCUGAAAAAGACCUUAGAUUUUGUUUUUCAUGGUGACUGCUGGGUGGAGGUACCACUGCCUGCAGCAUGGAGAACUUUACUUCAGCAGCACCCUGCAACCCUUUUAGCUCCUAGCUCUUCAGCAGAGGAGAACCUCCAAGCCUCCAUGUACCCUUAUGGGAAGGAUAUUGGAGCUUUCACCUCUCCCCAAGUGGCAGGAUCUCCUCCCAGUAUGUCACACUGUUCUGGUAACUGGCUGUAUUUCCAGUCAUUGUGCUUGUUCUGUUUCUCCAGUUGUUGCUUGGUGUCUUGAGGAGUCUCAGAAAUGCUGUUCCGUGCUCUGAAUAGCCAUGACUCUGGAAUGCUGUGGGACAGAGACUGGAAAUCAGUGCCAGUGAGCAGGCGAAGGCAGGAGUUGGUGUGUGUAUGCUACUGGAGCAAGGAGCUAGAAAGGCAAGGAAACAUAACUGGGCAGAGGAAGUGUGUUAAUAACCUCCAGAACCCACUGCCACAAGACUUUGAAACUCAUGGCUUAGCAGGGUUACAGGUAAGGCAGUGAAGUGUUAUUGCAGGCAAUAAGGGCAAUUCCCAGUUCUCUGGGAGCGGAUGCAGUCACAGAGGUACAGACCCUCCAGCUGGGAAAUGUCAGGCACUCACUGUGGAGGGUCGGGGGACAUUGUGCAGGUCCCAGUUAGUUCCGUGAAGAGUCCUUGCUCUUCCUCAGUGACAGAACAGGUGCUGCACAAGCCACAUUGCCACUGCUGGUGUGCAGAAAAGGAGGGUGGCACUUCUUGAGAAAGCUCACUCCAAGGGAACCCCUGGUCACUUCUUUAACCUCCUAAACCAAGUCACCCACCCUCAAGUGUGCUGAAGGACCGCUCCUGCUGAGCCUCCUGGCUGUCAGAGGGCUGUGCCAGGAGGAGUUUGGCCAGCAGUGGGUAUGACCAGGGCACCAGAGUUCUUCCAGCUCCGUGUCUGGACAGUGUAUCUGGGGCAGGUCAUGAACCUUUCCAUCCAGGGGGAUGGAAGGGGACGGAGGCUUAGUCCGGUGGCUGAUGUAGGAGGGUGCCACAGUUUUGGGGGCACUCCCUUGUACAUGCACCCCCUGCUUUGCCUGGACAGACUUCAGCAAUCCUACAGCCCUGAGCUGAGCGACCUAAAAGCUGUCCCCGCCUGUCACUGAAGCCAGCACAAGCAGCACAGUGGGGCACCAUUCCCCUGGAUCACUUCAGGCCAACCACCAAACCACCACAGUAGUUACAGGCUCAGAGAGCUUUGGGGAGAUGCAGCAGAGCACAAACAAUUUUGUUUACACAUCCCCAAAACACUUUUGUCACCUUAUGCUGAGGCUUGUUCUGAUCUCGUUACACUUCACCAAACUGUACCAGGGUGUGAAGCUGGCAGUGUUUGAAUGUCCAGGAACUGUCGUGGCCAUGGGCUGGUAGGCCAGACCUGAGACGCAGAAAUCCUGGCAGUUCCCUUGGAGCCAAGAGGUCACCACUGAGCAGCAGCACCAAACCUGUCCCUGGACGAACGUGUCCACAGAGAGUGCUGGGUGUCCUUGUCCAGCUCAGCUGCACCCCAGGUCCCCCUUGCCCUGAACGUGCAGGGACCUUUCAGUCUCAGCUGGAAGUGAAUCAAAGAAGACAAACAAUACACAUUUGAUGUGUAAAGCUGAAACAACCAGUGCAUAUAUUUUUUUAUCAUGAAAUAAGUAGCUUUCUUGCAGAUUUCUCACAGGCACACAAACUGUUGAUAUCUUUAAUUACCCAUCAUGCUUAAUAUUUGUUCCUGCACAACAGGUUCCUUUCUGCCUUUUCUUCCUUUCAGUAACACUAAAGAUUAUUGCUGUUCAACUUUUUUGCUGGUGUAUAUUGCUUUACAUUGUUAAAAUGUCAGGUUUGUCUCACUGGCAUAAUUUUCUAGUAUUAAUGUUACUGUUUGGCUACACAACUGUAUAUUCCCCAUGCUGCUGUGAGAGUCACAAUUCUCAUCCUUUUAUUUCUUUUCAUUUCUUAUUAUAUGAAACAUGCAACUCAGAUAAAAACCUCUAUCAGCCUUUUGUUGAUUUGAUUUCUUACUUAACAGGCAGCAAAGUUCUGGUUUAAAUAGUUCAAAUGAGAUAACUUCUAAUUUAGAGUUUGAGAAUUUUUUUACAUUACUAGCUAACAAUCAGCCCAUUAAAUAUGCUGUGUAAGAAAACAACCAUUUUACUAGAACACUGUAUAUGGGUUUGAUCUCAUUAGUAAUAGGUGUUUUGAAGGAAUCAUUAUGUCUUUUCUAAUCAGUACUUUUGUUAGAAAAGUAGUGUUUAGCCAGCAGAAAUCUACCAUCUACUUCUGUUACUGCAUUCCCUUGCUUGUAUUUUCAAGUUAAAUUUCAUUUCUGCACAGUGCAUAAAGAUGUGUAACCAGAACUUGAUCUUGUUUGAAGGUUGUGUCUGUGUUUGGUUCCAUGCUGUACUUUAUUAUAACUUUCUUUCUUCAGAGACUGUUGUUACUCCACAAAUACUCUUUAGUGUUAAAGUGUAAGAAGACAUUGUCCUUAUAUUCCUUAACUAAUGGGUUAUUAAUAAAAUGUUUUAAAAAAAGAGUGGAA
Messenger RNA from Corvus hawaiiensis (hawaiian crow), 8557 nucleotides. It is a transcript of the gene IGDCC4, whose product is annotated as immunoglobulin superfamily DCC subclass member 4. Gene Ontology annotation, biological process: axon guidance; cell-cell adhesion. Gene Ontology annotation, molecular function: protein binding. The coding region runs from base 128 to 4135 and encodes 1335 amino acids. The transcript has 21 exons. Lineage: Eukaryota; Metazoa; Chordata; Aves; Passeriformes; Corvidae. Gene Ontology annotation, cellular component: axon; plasma membrane. The record is from RefSeq and is a predicted model, not a curated record.